AUGAUUCCCAGAGGCUCAAGGCAAGAUAUAAUUCAGUCUUCUAUUAAUUCUUCAUAUUUGUGGCAUAACUAUAAGGUUUUGAAGCUUACAAAAAAUAUGAGAUUGUCACUAGGUGAAAAUAACAACAUACAAGAACUCAGAAAUUUUGCAGAAUGGCUACUCAAAAUUGGUGAUGAUUUAGCUGGUGAUACAACAGAUGGUGAAUCGAUCGUUCAUAUACCAUCUGACAUUUUGAUUAAGAACUCUGAGAUAGCUUUGGAUGACCUCAUUAAUUUCGUGUAUCCAGAUAUGCUAUCCAAUUUAUCCGUUGAAAAUUAUUUCAAGGAUAGAGCAAUUCUUGCACCAACUUUGGAUUGUGUCACUAAUGUCAACAACAAGAUGAUUGCAGGGUUACUUGGACAAGAAAGAGUCUACUUAAGUUCAGACUGUGUGUGUGCUGAAGAGGGAAAUAUGGAAUUUGAGUUAGAUGCUUUCUCGCCGGAGAUUUUAAAUGGAAUAAAUUGUUCAGGUCUACUACCACACAAGUUGGUUCUGAAGGUUGGCGCUCCUGUUAUGUUGCUGCGAAAUAUAGACCAAACUAAUGGUUUGUGCAAUGGAACGAGGAUGCAAGUUAGAAGAAUGGGAAAUAUGGUGUUAGAAUGCAAGACUUUAACUGGUAACAAAGCUGGAAGUAUUGUUCUUAUUCAAAGACUGAAUCUAAUUCCAAAUAAUGAAACAUUGCCGGUCAUGUUUCAAAGAAGACAAUUCCCAAUUAUCAUGUCAUUUGCAAUGACAAUAAAUAUGUCCUAG
Messenger RNA from Arachis duranensis, 789 nucleotides. RefSeq lists its product as uncharacterized. The coding region runs from base 1 to 789 and encodes 262 amino acids. Gene Ontology annotation, molecular function: DNA helicase activity. The transcript has a single exon. Gene Ontology annotation, biological process: DNA repair; telomere maintenance. The record is from RefSeq and is a predicted model, not a curated record. Lineage: Eukaryota; Viridiplantae; Streptophyta; Magnoliopsida; Fabales; Fabaceae.